This is a messenger RNA of Salvelinus fontinalis (brook trout), 727 nucleotides long. Its product is annotated as scavenger receptor cysteine-rich type 1 protein M130-like. Bases 185 to 727 code for a protein of 180 amino acids. The record is from RefSeq and is a predicted model, not a curated record. The transcript has 3 exons. NCBI's taxonomy places the organism in Eukaryota, Metazoa, Chordata, Actinopteri, Salmoniformes, Salmonidae. Gene Ontology annotation, cellular component: membrane.
AAGCAUUACUGCUGUUAGAAUAACAGAAUCACUGUCAUCAUCUGUCCUCACCACUGUGUUUUCCUCUCUGCUGUUUACAGCUGAAUACUCAGUCAGACUGGUGAAUGGGACCACUUCCUGUUCUGGGACAGUGGAAGUCUUCUACAGAGGAUAGUGGUCAGUUCUAUGUUCUAGGUGGUGGAGCAUGAUGAGAGAGACUAAGGUUGUGUAUAGACAGCUGGACUGUGGGAAUCCUGUAGCUGAAUCUGGAGGACCUCUGAUUGAAGAUGGAAGAAGAGGAAUCAGACUAUUUAGAUGCAGGGGACAUGAGCCUUCUAUUAGACAGUGUGACAUCAUAGGAGGACCUGGUGUCUGUGAUGGUGGAUAUUAUCAUCAUGUGACCUGUUCAGAGUCUGUGCGGCUUGUGGAUGGAGCUGGUCUCUGCUCUGGGAGAGUGGAGGUGAAGUCCAAUCAGUCCUGGGCCUCAGGGUGUGAAGCUGACUUUGACCGGCAGGAUGCAGAGGUAGUCUGUGGGGAGCUUGGCUGUGGGGCUCCUGCAGCUCUACAGGGGGGGCUCUAUGGAGGAGGUGAGGGUCAGACCUGGGAUAAAGAGUUCCAGUGUAAAGGCAAUGAGUCCCUUCUCCUGGACUGUGACACCUCAGACAGAGAAAACAACACCUGCCUACCUGGUAAUGCUGUUGGACUCACCUGCUCAGUCCUUGACAGUGUCAUCAACAAAACUGAUUGA